AUGGUUUCAGAAAAAAAACUGGCAAACGCUGUUGGUGGCAAAACGGCUAGAGCCUGUGAUAGUUGCAUAAGAAAGCGAGCUCGGUGGUACUGUGCCGCCGAUGAUGCUUUCUUAUGCCAAACUUGUGAUGCUUCUGUGCACUCGGCGAACUCUUUGGCUCGUAGACACGAAAGGGUUCGUCUCAAGACGGCAUCGAUCAAACCCUCGGAGGAAGCUCCAAUAGAGAAUUCUUCUUCACCAUCAUGGCACCGUGGGUUCACCAGAAAAGCUCGAACGCCCCGACAUGGAUCGAGGAAACCAAAAACCGAAGAGCUAAUACGAUACCCACUUCAUUUAGUGCCGGAGCUAGGCAGUGAUGAGAAUUCACAUGAAGAAAGUGACGAGCAGCUUAUUUAUAGGGUUCCAAUUUUCGAUCCAUUUGUUGCAGAACUAUGCACUUCUGCGAAUCAAAAUGAAGUGGGAACGAGAGUUAACAAUGAUUCAGAGGCUAAAGGUGUUGUUGGGGAUGAAUCCAAAGCUAUGUUACAUGAUUGUGGACCUCAUGAUUUGAAUGGUUUUAAUGGGUUUCUUCCUUCUGAAAUGGAACUUGCAGAGUUUGCAGCUGAUGUUGAAAGCUUACUGGGAAAAGGUCUGGAAGACGAAUCAUUUGAUAUGAAAGGGCUAGGGCUUUCGGAUUGCCGAGAGAAGGACUCAAUGGAGGGCUCUUCAAGUGGAAAAGUGAAGGUUGAAGAUGAAGAAGAAGCUGAAGUUGCUAUGGCUAACCAAGUUGAUUUGGAGAUUGACAUGGCACGAGAACCAUUUGAGCUGAAUUUCGACUUCAAUUCUCCGGCGACAUACGAGGAAUUCGACGAUAAGGUCGGAGCUGAAGGGACCACUGUGAAGAAUGAUGAAGAUUGUGAAGUGGGUGACAUGACCAAGAAGAAGAUUUUAUUGAGGCUUGAUUAUGAGGGUGUAAUCACAGCCUGGGCCGACCAAAGGUCUCCGUGGACCACCGGUGAACGGCCGGAAUUGGACCAUAUUGGCUAUUGGCCUGAGUUCAUGGGUGCUUGUGGGGCAUUUCAUCAUCCCUAUGGAGAUGUAGGAAUAAUGAGCGGACACAAUACAACGGCGGAUAGGGGGAGAGAAGCCCGAGUUCUAAGGUAUAGAGAGAAGCGUCGAACCAGAUUGUUUUCGAAGAAAAUAAGGUAUGAGGUGCGGAAAUUGAAUGCAGAGAAAAGGCCUAGAAUGAAAGGUAGGUUCGUUAAGAGCUCCAGUUUUGCUGGACCAAGGUUUCCUUUGCUUGGCAAAUAA
Messenger RNA from Ilex paraguariensis (yerba mate), 1290 nucleotides. Lineage: Eukaryota; Viridiplantae; Streptophyta; Magnoliopsida; Aquifoliales; Aquifoliaceae. The record is from the annotation of a GenBank genome assembly.